Molecule: messenger RNA, 2204 nt
Organism: Lynx canadensis (Canada lynx)
Lineage: Eukaryota; Metazoa; Chordata; Mammalia; Carnivora; Felidae
Gene: LMOD3
Product: leiomodin 3
Exons: 4
Coding region: 157-1878 (573 amino acids)
Biological process (GO): pointed-end actin filament capping; myofibril assembly; muscle contraction
Cellular component (GO): striated muscle thin filament; myofibril
Molecular function (GO): tropomyosin binding
Source: RefSeq, a predicted model, not a curated record
CAGGGUUGCAUCCAGAGUCACACUGUAGCGAAGAGGGAAACCCUGAGAGCUCCCGUUCCACCUUCAAGUGAACUUUUCACUUCAACAGAACUCAAGUCGCCCGUUGGAUCUUCCUUCCAAAAUACUUAACACAGAGAAAUAUCAAGAAAAACAAUCAUGUCAGAACACAGCAGGAAUUCAGAUCAAGAGGAACUGUUUGAUGAGGAGAUUGAUGAAGAUGAAAUCUUGGCCAACUUGUCCCCUGAAGAGCUAAAGAAACUGCAGUCGGAAAUGGAAGUCAUGGCCCCUGACCCCAGGCUUCCUGUGGGAAUGAUUCAGAAGGAUCAGACCGACAAGCCACCCACGGGAAACUUUGACCAUAAAUCUCUUAUGGAUUAUAUGUAUUGGCAAAAGGCAUCGAGACGCAUGCUGGAAGACGAACGUGUCCCUGUCACCUUUGUGCCAUCCCAGGUGGGCACUCAAGAGCAACAUGAAGAAAGAGGCACAGGUAAUAGACACGUGUCCCACUAUUUAAAAGAAAAGCUCAACAAUGAAAUCACAGCCAAUAAAAGAGAAUCGAAAGGCAGCGACGACGUCCAAGAACCAGAUGAGGAGGAUGGAGAUGAAGAUGAUGAAGAUGAUGAAGAUGAUGAGGAGGAUGAGGAGGAUGAGGAUGAUGAGGAUGAAGAUGAUGAGGAUGGAGAUGGCAGGGAAGAUAAAAAGCCACAAAGAGGAGAGGAAGGUGAGGGAAAGGAGCAAAUCAGAAACGGCGAGAGCAGCCCCCCACAAGUAGCUAAGAAAGCAUUCGAAGAACAGAAAGAUAGGCCAGAGGUCCAAGAAAAGAGCGAGAAGAAAGUAUCAAAAUUAGAUCCUAAGAAGUUAGCUCUAGACACCAGUUUUUUAAAGGUAAGUGCAAGGCCUUCAGGAAACCAGACGGACCUGGAUGGGAGCUUGCGGAGAGUUAGACAGAAUGAUCCCGAUAUGAAGGAGCUCAAUUUGAACAACAUUGAAAACAUCCCCAAGGAAAUGUUACUGGACUUUGUCAACGCAAUGAAGAAAAACAAACACGUCAAAACCUUCAGUUUAGCAAACGUGGGCGCCGAUGAGAACAUCGCGUUUGCCUUGGCUAACAUGUUGCGGGAAAAUAGGAGCAUCACCACUCUCAACAUCGAGUCCAACUUCAUCACAGGUAAAGGAAUUGUGGCCAUCAUGAGGUGUCUCCAGUUCAACGAGACGCUCACUGAACUUCGGUUUCACAAUCAAAGGCACAUGCUGGGCCACCAUGCCGAAAUGGAAAUAUCCAGACUGUUGAAGGCCAACACCACCCUCCUGAAGAUGGGCUACCAUUUUGAGCUCCCGGGCCCCAGAAUGGUGGUAACCAACCUGCUCACCAGGAAUCAGGAUAAACAAAGGCAGAAAAGACAAGAGGAACAAAGACAACAGCAACUGAAAGAGCAGAGGAAGUUGAUAGCCAUGCUGGAGAACGGGUUGGGGCUACCUCCUGGAAUGUGGGAGAAGUUGGGAGGACCCAUGCCGGAUGCCAGGAUGCAGGAGUUCCUCCAACCUCCUCCUCAGCCUCCCAACCCCCAGGCAGUCCCCUUCAGUCGGCAGAACGAAAUGAUGAAGAAGCCAUCACAGCCUCCGAAGUACAGGACAGACCCCGACUCCUUCCGGGUGGUGAAGCUGAAGAGAAUCCAGCGCAAAUCUCGGAUGCCAGAGGCCAGAGAACCCCCCGAGAAAACCAACCUCAAAGACGUCAUCAGAACACUGAAGCCAGUGCCGAGAAAUAGGCCGCCCCCGUUGGUGGAAAUCACUCCCAGAGACCAGCUCUUGAAUGACAUUCGUCACAGCAAUGUCGCCUACCUUAAACCCGUGCAACUGCCAAAAGAGCUGGCAUAAGUGGCAACAGAAUCAUCUGGAAGAGCAAGGAUCUGAGAUAAUGACUCUUGUAUCAGAGCUCGGAGACUCUUUGAGCAGCAUACUUCUGGAGCCAGGUGGUGGAAGCGGGAACGGGCUGACAUGUGAUAGGAGCAUUUUGUAAAGGCAGAGGCAAAAUAGGGGCUGAAAAGGGAGGAGGAGAUAAGAAAAUUACUAUUCUGGGACACCAUUCUCUAUGUCCAAUCAGUUUGCGUGACUGAGAUAAAAAUGCAGUCACGCUUCCAGCAACAGAAGUUUCAAAGAGAUUUUUGUUUUCGUAAACGUUUGUUUUGCUUUCUUCUGGAAAA